CCUUCUUCCCCUCUGUCCCCGUCUUGGAGCCCAAGAAGAAGCGCACACCAGAGCCAAAAGAUCCCCAAACCCUCCACUGCCACACCCACAUCGCGAGGUAGAAAUCGACGAGGAGGCGGCAGCGUAAGAAGCUUCGAGGAUGUUCAGGAAUCAGUACGACACCGACGUGACGACGUGGAGCCCCCAGGGGCGGCUCUUCCAGGUGGAGUACGCCAUGGAGGCCGUCAAGCAGGGCGCCGCCUGUGUUGGCCUCCGAUCCCGCACCCACGCCGUCGUCGCCGCUCCCAACAAGGCUGCAUCCGAGCUCUCCUCCCACCAGCGUAAGGUCUUCCGCGUCGCCGACCACGCCGGGGUCGCGCUGGCGGGGCUCACCGCCGACGGUCGCGUCCUCUCGCGGUUCCUCCGCAACGAGUGCAUCAACCACGCCUUCGUCUACGACGCGCCGCUCCCAGUCUCCAGGCUUGCGCUCCGACUCGCCGACAAGGCGCAGGUUUGCACACAGCGGUCAUGGAAGAGGCCUUAUGGUGUUGGCCUCCUUGUUGCCGGACUGGACGAGUCUGGAGCUCAUCUCUACUAUAACUGUCCCAGCGGGAACUACUUUGAGUACCAGGCAUUCGCUAUUGGUUCUCGAUCUCAAGCCGCAAAGACUUUCCUUGAGCGCAGAUUCAAGGACUACAACGACUACACCCCGGAGCAACUCAUCAAGGAUGCCCUCUCUGCCAUAAAGGAGACUCUGCAAGGCGAGAAGCUGACCGGUUCCAACUGCACUGUGGCCAUCGUCGGCAGGAAGGAAGAUGGCACCAUCGAGCCAUUCGAGAUGAUUGAUGCGGAGAGAAUCCAAGAAAUAAUAGACUCCAUGGAGGCCGCCGAGGAGGCGCCCGCAGAGCAGAGCUCCGUGCAGGAGGAGGAAAGGGGCUCGGAUGCUGCUGCGCCCAUGGACAUCUAGGCCUGGAAUACUCAUCGUCUCGACUAUCACACCGCGUCCCGAGUUUCCGAAGACUAGACUGUUUUAGAAGUUGUGUUGUGACUCUUGCGCACUCUUUGCUUCCAUGCUGCGACUUUGCGAUGGUCUCUUGGACGAUCAAUUACCUGGGUUUGGAGUUGGACCGAUUAUUUAUCAUGUGAUGCGAACAAUAUAUUUUUGUUUCUGAGACCA
This is a messenger RNA of Phragmites australis (common reed), 1156 nucleotides long. RefSeq names its product proteasome subunit alpha type-1-like. Bases 140 to 946 code for a protein of 268 amino acids. Gene Ontology annotation, cellular component: proteasome core complex; proteasome core complex, alpha-subunit complex. The record is from RefSeq and is a predicted model, not a curated record. Gene Ontology annotation, biological process: ubiquitin-dependent protein catabolic process. Lineage: Eukaryota; Viridiplantae; Streptophyta; Magnoliopsida; Poales; Poaceae. The transcript has 2 exons.